AUGAGCGAAAACGAGAUGAAAACUGUUGAUAGUCACAAAGAGGCUUCUACUUCAGGACUGACAGAAAAAGAAAAAAUCCAAAUUCCAAUUGAUGUUGAUCAUCUUAGUCCACCAACUCAGCAAGGUAAUCGGCUACUCUCCAAGGAAAAGUUGAGUGCGAUACUUGAAAAAAGCUCUAAGGAAGAGAAUUUAGGAAAAACAUGGGACGAUGAAGGAAAAAUGGAUGAUUUUGAAAAGACUGAAACUCAAUUGAUUGUGUAUAAGGAGCCAUUAGCUACUAUUCCUCCAAUUAAUUUGUCAGCCAUGUUUGAUAUCUUAGCUAAUUUGCGAGUAGAACAGGUUGGUGUCUCAGAGGCAGGUUUUGUUAAUCAAGAAAAUGAAUUUCUGGAUGAAAUUGCGAGUGAUUCCGACACAAAAAUGGCCUAUGAUGAAACUAUGGAUUGA
Messenger RNA from Oldenlandia corymbosa var. corymbosa, 444 nucleotides. The record is from the annotation of a GenBank genome assembly. Lineage: Eukaryota; Viridiplantae; Streptophyta; Magnoliopsida; Gentianales; Rubiaceae.